This is a messenger RNA of Blastomyces dermatitidis ER-3, 1593 nucleotides long. RefSeq names its product HMG box protein. Lineage: Eukaryota; Fungi; Ascomycota; Eurotiomycetes; Onygenales; Ajellomycetaceae. The transcript is spliced from 3 exons. Gene Ontology annotation, biological process: regulation of transcription by RNA polymerase II. Bases 1 to 1593 code for a protein of 530 amino acids. The record is from RefSeq and is a predicted model, not a curated record. Gene Ontology annotation, cellular component: nucleus. Gene Ontology annotation, molecular function: DNA-binding transcription factor activity, RNA polymerase II-specific; RNA polymerase II cis-regulatory region sequence-specific DNA binding.
AUGUCAAAUACCCAUCCGCCGUCGCCUCCGCUGUCAAUAGACGGAGAAUUAUCCCGCACCAUCGGUGUCUGUUCAAUCCAGCAAGCUGGGUUGCCAUUCUUCCAAAACAGAUUGCAAGUUGACAGCCUAUACACGCAAAUGACGCCAUCUCCAACUUUGCAGUAUACCCGUAUUGAGGUUGACCCUCAUCGAGAACCAAUAAUUGCUGGUGAUUAUGGAGUUCUAGGCCCGUAUAGAAACGGAGAUGAGGUUGUUUAUCCCCAAACGGCACCUUUGCGCACACCGGAAUCACCCUUGGGUUCGCCGAACCGAACUGUUUCGCGUCCUGCCUCUGGCCGCACUAACAAGACGCGCGUGCGGAGGAUCGUAAGGAUGCGAAAACGAAAUGUUGCCAAGCGGGGUGGCCCUGACGAAAUUCUUGUGCCGCGGCCGUUAAGUGAAUUGACAAAGGGGAUGCGAAUCCCGGUGCGAAAUAUGGAGCUCCAUGUGAUGCGAUCCACAGAACAACGCCAAAAGGAGGUGGAGAAGAAAAAUGGCAAGAUCGCACGGCCGAUGAAUUCAUUUAUGUUGUAUCGCUCAGCAUAUGCGGAAGCAACAAAGGAAUGGUGUGCUCAGAACAAUCAUCAGGUAGUCUCGCGAGUAGCUGGUUUGAGUUGGCCGAAGGAGCCCAAGGAAGUAAGAGACUACUACGAGCGACUGGCCAACAUUGAACGAGACAACCAUGAUAAAGCCCACCCGAAUUACAAGUUCGCUCCAAACAAAAGUGCGAACACCCCCAAGAAGAAAAAGGCAUUGACCAUGAAGGAAGAAGAGCAUAGCGAUGUCAGUGACCAUGGUAUCACAAUGGCUCCAUCGUAUCAAAAUCCAGUGAGACAUGUGUCUGGCGCUUCAUUCCAAGAUGGCAGCUUCCGAAGCCGCACUCCCACUCCCAUUGAUCGCGACAGCUCAUACGACAGCCGUCAGGGAACGCCAUUCGAACAAAUUGGGGAUGUGUAUCUGAACGGUGACAUGAACCGAUCAUCAUGGCAAAUGUCGAACCCUGGCAGGCCGCAUCCUGGCAUGUUCUCUCCUCCCGAACAACAACAUUAUUAUCAACCAUCCAUCCACCAAAGCACCCUAGGCCCUAAUAUCGAAGACGUGACCUUCAAAAAGAUGGGCGUUCCAGGCAUGCAGUAUGACGGACCAGUAGCUUUAGCCGGUCUUCCAGGCAACGCACACCCAGACUUGCUCCAACAGCAGCCGCUCCCACAAUCAAGGACACCAGUCUCGCUCAACGUGUUACAAGUCGAUCCCCAACUUUUCGAAUUCGAUGGUCAACCUAAUCUGUCCUCCAGCGAUGGAACCAGCUACGAGGGUCCGAUCGACAUGUGGCAAAUGCCUAACGUAGAGCAACAAUUUGCCCGGAGUGGCCUUCCUAGCCAGGAAGACGAACGAUAUAUUUCACAAUCCGGUUUCCAUCCCGGUCUACAACAACCCAUGGAUGGGCGAGAGGUGUGGAAUGAAAACCAAGUUGAUGCUGGCGGACAAUUUGAAGACUGGAUCAGUACUGGUCCUCCAUUUGAGUACGGUAACAGCCAGCAAAAGCAUCUUUGA